AUGACAGGGUAUAUAUAUUCACUUUCCACAACCCCGGAUACUUUCCUUUGGCGAGUUGGAACAGAGGAUCUAGCAACUUUCUCCACCUCCAAGACUUGGGACACUCUCAGGCCUCGAGCAAUUUUCCCAGGAUGGACAAAUCAGGUUUGGUACAAAGGAGCUAUUCCUAGGCAUACUUUCCUCUUCUGGUUGAUGCAACAGNAAUUAAACCUCGAGACUUCACAGACGGUUUUCGUUGGAACCUACCUUGAUAAGGAAGCCACAAACAGGUUCCGUAUAGAUUACAAUCUUUUCAAUCUCGGAGCUAUGGCGCUACCAUUCGACCUCCCUGGCUUCGCGUUCAGUGAGGCUCGCCGGGCGGUAACGAGGCUAGAGGAGACGCUCGCCACUUGCGCCGGAAAAUCAAAAGUGCGGAUGGCUGCAGGAGAAAAACCAACAUGUCUAAUCGAUUUCUGGAUGCAGGCCAUCGUCGGGGAGAGUCCGCCGCCACCGCACUCCGGAGACAAAGAUAUCGGCAGUUUGCUCUUUGACUUUCUCUUUGCCGCGCAAGACGCAUCCACGUCAUCACUACUAUGGGCAGUGACGCUUCUUGAGUCGGAUCCGGAAGUGCUGAACAGAGUAAGAGAGGAAGUGGCCAAGAUCUGGUCGCCUGAAUCCAACGCGUUGAUCACCGUCGAUCAGCUCGCGGAGAUGAAAUACACGCGCUCCGUGGCUCGUGAGGUUGUGAGAUAUAGGCCUCCGGCAACUAUGGUCCCGCACGUCGCUGCCACAGACUUCCCUCUCACGGAAUCGUACACUAUCCCGAAAGGAGCAAUUGUCUUACCUUCCCUUUUUGACUCUUCGUUUCAAGGGUUUACUGAACCGGAACGGUUCGACCCCGACCGGUUUAGCGAGACAAGGCAAGAGGACCAGGUGUUCAAACGCAACUUCCUAGCUUUUGGAUGGGGGCCUCACCAAUGCGUGGGGCAGCGUUACGCGUUGAACCACUUGGUGCUCUUCAUCGCAAUGUUCUCGUCUUUGUUUGAUUUCAAGAGGCUUCAAUCGGACGGCUGCGAUGACAUCGUGUACUGCCCCACGAUAUCGCCCAAGGAUGGGUGCACGGUGUUCUUGUCUAGGCGCGUCGCAAAGUAUCCCAACCUCUCGUUAAUCUGAGUUUGAUUUUUCUUUAAAAAUUUAUUGGUGGUGUGUUGUCUAUUAUCUAUUGCUAUGUGUCUCUCGAAGUGAGAAGACAUGUCAUUUGUUUUACUUUAACCUUGUCAUCACCAUAUCUGUGUUGUCUUUUUUUUUUACUUCUUCUUUUUUUUGUCUCAGUGUAUCAGUGAUGUUAUAAUUUCAUAUAUAUGUUUAGUUUACCACUCGUUAAUAUAUCUUUCUUUCUUUUGAAUUCUUCGCACUUAUGUAUUCGA
Molecule: messenger RNA, 1406 nt
Organism: Camelina sativa (false flax)
Lineage: Eukaryota; Viridiplantae; Streptophyta; Magnoliopsida; Brassicales; Brassicaceae
Source: RefSeq, a predicted model, not a curated record